Grammomys surdaster is the source of this 7119-nucleotide messenger RNA. RefSeq names its product N-acylsphingosine amidohydrolase 2 (gene Asah2). NCBI's taxonomy places the organism in Eukaryota, Metazoa, Chordata, Mammalia, Rodentia, Muridae. The record is from RefSeq and is a predicted model, not a curated record. Gene Ontology annotation, biological process: long-chain fatty acid biosynthetic process; sphingosine biosynthetic process; ceramide catabolic process. Gene Ontology annotation, cellular component: extracellular region. The transcript is spliced from 23 exons. Gene Ontology annotation, molecular function: N-acylsphingosine amidohydrolase activity. The coding region runs from base 256 to 2526 and encodes 756 amino acids.
GUCUGCCUCUCCACAAUCCACUUCUAGCUCUAAUCAAGGUUCAGAGACUGAAGGUAUGUACACAUGAGUGCUGGUAUGCUGAGAGACAUCAGAUCCUGUGGAGCUGGAGUUCCAGGAGUUGUAAGCACCAUUAGAUUUGGAAACGCAUUGAGAAAUUAGCCUGGGCAACCUGCAAGGCACAAGGCACAAGAUUCUGCAUGGCCAUUUGUUCUCCUGGGAGGUGAACACUUGCUUUGAUUCACAGAGUCAGGAGAAAUGGCAAAGCGAACCUUCUCCACCUUGGAAGCGUUCCUCAUUUUCCUUCUGGUAAUAAUGACAGCCAUUACAGUGGCCCUUCUCACCCUCCUGUUCGUCACCAGUGGGACCAUUGAAAACAACAAAGAUUCAGGAAAUCACUGGUUUCCAACUACCCAGGUCUCCACAACCACCCAGACCUCUCCAAUUACACAAGCUCCAGACUUUCCUUCAUUUCAGAACUUCAGUGGCUACUACAUUGGUGUUGGGCGAGCUGAUUGCACAGGACAAGUGUCAGAUAUCAAUUUGAUGGGCUAUGGCAAAAAUGGCCAGAAUGCACGGGGUCUCCUCACCAGGCUGUUCAGCCGUGCUUUCAUCUUCGCGGAUCCAGAUGGGUCAAAUCGAAUGGCAUUUGUGAGCGUGGAACUAUGUAUGAUUUCCCAACGACUCAGGUUGGAGGUCCUGAAGAGACUACAGAGUAAAUAUGGCUCUCUGUAUCGAAGAGACAAUGUUAUCCUGAGUGCCAUUCAUACACACUCUGGCCCAGCAGGGUUUUUCCAAUAUACGCUCUAUAUCCUUGCCAGUGAGGGGUUCAGCAAUCGGACCUUCCAGUACUUAGUCUCUGGGAUUGUGAAGAGCAUUGAUAUAGCUCAUGAAAAUCUUAAACCAGGCAAAAUCCUUAUCAACAAAGGAAAUGUUGCUAAUGCACAGAUCAACCGAAGCCCCUCCUCUUAUCUUCAGAAUCCACAGUCGGAGAGAGCAAGGUAUUCUUCAAACACAGACAAGGAAAUGUUGAUCUUGAAACUGGUGGAUUUGAAUGGAGAAGACUUGGGCCUUAUCAGCUGGUUUGCCAUCCACCCCGUGAGCAUGAACAAUACCAACCACCUUGUAAACAGCGACAAUAUGGGCUAUGCAGCUUACCUUUUUGAGCAAGAAAAGAACAGAGGCUAUCUGCCUGGACAGGGACCAUUCGUAGCAGGCUUUGCUUCAUCAAAUCUCGGAGAUGUGUCACCCAACACUCUUGGCCCACAUUGCGUCAACACAGGGGAGUCUUGUGACAAUGACAAAAGCACCUGUCCCAACGGUGGGCCUAGCGUGUGCAUGGCCAGCGGACCUGGACAAGAUAUGGUUGAGAGCACACACAUUAUAGGACGGAUCAUCUAUCAGAAAGCCAAGGAGCUGUAUGCCUCUGCCUCCCAGGAAGUGACUGGCCCAGUGCUUGCAGCUCACCAGUGGGUGAACAUGACGGACGUGAGCGUCCCGCUCAAUGCCACACACACAGUGAAGACGUGUAAACCUGCCCUGGGUUACAGUUUUGCCGCAGGCACAAUUGAUGGAGUUUCGGGCCUCAAUAUUACACAGGGAACAACAGAAGGAGAUCUAUUUUGGGACACUAUUCGGGACCAGCUCCUGGGAAAGCCAUCUCAAGAAAUCAUAGAAUGCCAGAAACCUAAACCAAUCCUACUUCACACAGGCGAGCUGACAAAACCUCAUCCUUGGCACCCAGAUAUUGUUGAUGUUCAGAUUGUUACUCUUGGGUCACUGGCCAUAGCUGCUAUCCCUGGGGAAUUUACAACCAUGUCAGGACGAAGAUUUCGUGAGGCAGUUAAAAAAGAAUUUGCACUUUAUGGGAUGAAGGAUAUGACCGUUGUUACUUCAGGUCUAUGCAAUGUUUAUACACAUUACGUUACCACAUAUGAAGAAUACCAGGCUCAGCGGUAUGAGGCAGCAUCUACACUGUAUGGACCACACACCCUGUCGGCAUACAUCCAGCUGUACAGCGCCCUUGCUAAGGCAAUUGCUACGGACACAGUAGCCAAUAUGAGCAGUGGUCCCGAGCCUCCGUUCUUCAAUAAUCUGAUACCUUCACUUAUUCCUAAUAUUGCGGACAGAACACCAGUAGGCAAGCAUUUUGGGGAUGUCCUGCAACCAGCAAAACCUGAGUACAGAAUGGGAGAAGUGGUUGAAGUUAUAUUUGUAGGUGCUAACCCAAAGAAUUCAGCAGAAAACCAGACCCAUCAGACCUUCCUCACUGUGGAGAAGUAUGAAGACUCUGUAGCUGACUGGCAGAUAUUGUAUAAUGAUGCCUCCUGGGAGACUAGGUUUUAUUGGGACAAGGGAAUUCUGGGUCUAAGCAAUGCAACAAUACAUUGGCAUAUCCCAGAUUCUGCCCUCCCUGGAAUCUACAGAAUAAGAUAUCUUGGACACAACCGGAAACAGGAACUUCUGAAGCCUGCUGUUAUACUAGAAUUUGAAGGAAUUUCUUCUCCUUUUGAAGUCGUCACUACUUAGUGAAAAGUUGACAGAUAUUGAAGGACAGCUUUUCUCUGUGCACAUUUUAGAGUGAUGUCACACAAAUGUGAACUACCAGUGUAAUUUUUGUAAUUGUCUCUGUUUGGGGGACAGAUCGUUUAUAGCUAAUGGGACAGAGGUAUGUGUUUGUGUUGUUGUAUGAUUAUGUGCAUGCAUGCUAACAGAGAGAGAGAGAGAGAGUGAGUUAUUAGUGAGUAAGAGGAUAUGAGAGAAGGGCGGCCACUGGCAUCCAUAUACUUUGUGAUCUUUAUCCUAAAGCAUGAUUUUCCUUGAAGCUCUGUGAUUGUUUAAGAGAUAAUUCCCUCUAAUAUGAAGUCCCUGAAAUAUAGUGACAGUAUGUGAAGAUAUGUGAAUGAUGUUUAUCCUAUUUAUUUAUAGACUUAUUAAACGAGAACUUUCCAGAAGUCCUCUAGAAUGAUACUUGAUUUUACAGAGAGGAAAAUGGAGAUUCAAUUCUCUUUAGAUUAGAGUAAGGUUAUUAUAUAUUUUCCCUAGUUACAUUUACAAAAUACCAUGUAACCUUACUACUACAAAUAUUUGAGCCCAGCUAAAAUAUUACCAGAAAAUUAGCAUGUCAGGUUUUUGUUUUGUUUUGCUUUUACAUUCAAACAAGCAUAGUCCUUCAGGUCAGUCACUUUAGAAUGGAUCUGCCUGCCUCAGGGUUAUUGUUCAUGCUCAGAUCAUUUCUGGAAUUGCCUCCAGAGUCCAACUAUGCGAAUGUCACUUGCAGUGAUUUGAUUUAUGCCUUGUAUUCCUCAAAGUGUCCUUAUCUUGCUAAGUCACGCCUCUUCCUCCCAACAUUUACUCUGAAGGAUUUUUCAAUGUUUUCACCAAUCAAAUGUACCUCACACUACAAAGCUUUGCCUUGAAUGUAGAUUUGAAAACAAGUGUUAAGGCUGGAAAUGUAGUCAUCAAAGGGCAAGUUUUAAAUGUAUCUCACUGUUCUUUUGUCAGCUCGUCACUCUUUCAUGGUUCUCUUGAAUCACUGAUCAUUAUUUAAACCCACAUAUCCAAUGUUGUACUCACUCCUGGGUCUCCACAAUUACACACAUUAUAUUGAGAUGAUUGGGUAGACAAUUUCUUUGAAGGGUAAAAUGUUCAACUAGAAAUAUAAAUUCUGGAGAGAUAUUUGAAGUCACAAAUGUUCAUUCAUCUCUGUUUCGUGUUUCCCAGGCUGGGUCUUCUGAUUUGGGAUGAAAGAGGCCUCAAACAAUUUCUAAGUAUUAAUCUGAAAGUAAUGUUUUAGAAAUGACAGUCUAGACAGUCUAAUGAAUGAGAUGAGACAAUGUAACAUGAAUUGUCUGAAAGUACUAGCUGCAUUUAAAAUUACUUAAGUUAACUGGUAAAGCCAAUUUUUGAUCCCCAAUCAUAUUUUUGUAGGGAGGGAAAAAGAGUAAGCAUUUUAGGGGAAAACUAAUCUUUAUUUCAAAACUAUAUUUAUUUUAAAAAUAAUAGUGGUAAGGUAAACCUUCAUUUAUUUUCCUAUGGUUUACCUACUCAAACAUUGUAGAUUGAAUCAAAAGGCACCUGGAGCAUGUUUUGGUGACUCUGUUUCCUACUUGGUAAUUCUAUGGAUGUUAACUGCUGAAGAAUAAACUGAUCAGGAUUUUCAAGAGUUGUGAACAUGUCUUCUGAUGGAAACACUCUAUUAAGUAUAAAGGUUCAAAAUAGUUGAUUUCAAAUAUAUAUAUGUAUAUAUGUAUGUAUAUAUAUUCAUACACAUACAUGUGCACACACACGGCAUUGUUUAAAAUUUAUUUCUCAUGACCCUGAACAAUACAAGGAUUAUACAAAGAUUCAUUUCCCACCACCAUUCUCCCCAGUGAAGCUUUUCUCAAAGUCUGAGUAGGAGUUUCUCCUUUCUCACUGGUAACUAUGCCACAGUGGCCAUUAUAUCACUAGUAAUCUGUGUGCCCAGCUCUGCAUGGAAAUAAAUCACAGAAACAUAAUUUCCCAGUAGACUUAGUCUCUUCCAGCCUGCAUGCUUCUAGUGUAUGCAAUCUGUAAAAAAAAAACCAGGUCCCUGCAAUAUUCAACCAUAGCAACUUACCUGUGCACAAAGGAACCUCACUAGAUAACCAAUCUGAUCAGCCCAUCUAAAGUCACAGAUCUUGUUUAUGUCUCAGUCUGGAAUAGUUUCAUGGAGCCAAAAUACAUGGAGGAAUCUCUGGAAAAGGCACUGAGUGUGGAAAGUGGUUGGUUGGGUUGGUGAGAGCACUGUUUCUGAGAAGGGUUUGUCUGUGCUUUACUGUGCUGUGCCUCAUCUGCUCUGAUUUCAAGGAUUCUGUGAUUCUGUCAGAAAGCCUAGAGUAAUUCCCUUUCCAGGUCUGUGUUUUGUUUUGCUAUUUUUUUGAUAAAUAUUCUGUAAAAACUGUCAGCAUUCAAGAUUGUAUUUAAUAAUUAAGACUUAUACUUGGACAAAAAUAGUUGAUGAAAGCAAAUUGUAAUGAGAGGUAAUGCAGACUCUCUGAAGAAGAGAUGGAAGAAGGCCAUGGUUCUAUGUUAUUUGAGGUGGGGGAGGGUAGUAGAAAUAACCUUUGCAGAUAGACAGCCACUUAAUCUAAAUGCAGCCACUCUUAAUUCCCUUCCAACCUGACAGUCAGAUGUUGGUAAAGCGUGUUUCGCAGGCACUUCAUGGGCUUCUUGGGCAGCUGAGACGUUCUCUUGGCAGGCAGCUAGUUAUAAAGUUAUGAGCUGAUUCUGAAUAGCAAGACCAAGAAUAAAUUUACUGAUGGACAACCUUUUCCAAUUUGCCAUCUCAUGUUUCUCUUCCAGCAUAAGUGAGCCCAUUCCCUUUCCCUGGUAUUAAAAUGUGGAUUUUAUUCUUAAAUAAAAAUUACCAUCAUUAGAUGAUUGCUUUGUAACUUUAGUGUUUCAAAAUGAUACCCAUUGUUCCUAAGCAUUCACUCUUGCUUGCUGAUUUAAACUGGCUUUUGGGAUCUCUAACUGAUAAAAUCCCAGAGAAGGAAACAUAUUUCACUAUACAAAGAGUUAAUAUAACAUGUAGUGGUAAGCAGCAAGAUAUUCCUGAUCAACAGUAGUUCAGACUGUAAGCAAUCUCACAUAGCAGUAACUCUUGAGGUACCCAUUUCAUAUAUGUUCUAGCUACCCACUGACAUCACUGACACUUUUCUUAGCAUAUUGAUAUUAAUUCUCUGGCUUAUCCUCUCAGUCAAAAGAUUUCUCUGUACAAUUGCAGGCCAAAGUAAAGGAAGGGAGGAAGCUUAUGUUUAGGAUCUUUUUUUUUUUUUUUGGAAGGUAGAAACUAGUAAGAACAUGAGAAGAAUACCCCUUAUAUUUCUGUUCUCUAGAACUGUGCCAUGUGGUCAUUCAUAGCUGCAAAGGAGCCCUGGAAAGAGAAUACUUGUUAUUUUCCACUUUGAGAAGAAAAGGCAAAUCCUGAUAGCAAGGAUAAAGAGAUGGAGGGUGCAACUUUUUAAAAGUAUAUCAACAAAGUAUUCUGCAUCUUUAGAGAUUUACUUCUUGAUCCAUGAUAUAUGCAUGACACAUCGGCACAGCUUAUUUAAAAAAAAAUGAUACUUCCAUCAUUGAAUGAAGGGAACCUGUGACAUGGAGAGGAGGGCAUGGAAGAUCAUUCAUCAGCUCUUGACAAAAUAUCACAUCAUUUUCACAUCUCAUUUAUAGACAUAUGUAAAGCUUACCAUAUCUACACUCCCAACCUAUUUUCUCUUUGCAAUAACAAAAGUGAGUUUUACCCUAGGAGAUAUAUCUUAGAAAAGCCAUCAGAACUAUGGUCCUCUAUAGGAGUUGACAUUUCCACUGGAAAGUGUAUUUCUUGAGUAAGUUUGUGUUGAGCACCUGUGUACUUGUGGCUGAUUAAAUCUCUAGGAUAAAACAUGAUGAGGCCACAUAGCUGUUUUUUUUGUUUGUUUGUUUUAUUUUUUAAAUCAAUGAAAUUGGAGUUCAAAGGAUAAAGCAGAUAGGUCAAUAGAUACUUAAUGUACAUCAUGUUCCCCACUGCUAUAGUAUUCCUGGUAGUAAAGAUGACAACUCAGUACAGUUUGGGAAGAUAUCCUAGUAGGUUUCUUGGGAAAUAACCUCUUAGUUAAGACCUAAAGUAGAUGAAGAAAUUAGCCAAAGGAAAAGGAAUAUUGAGUUUGUGAUAGUGCACAGACCAGGUAUUGUAUAGGACGAUUCGCUUUCAUUGAGAACUGAAUCAUGACAGGCCUAGAUGUUACUAUGCUUUCCCAAAUCUUUACUCAGGGUUGUGCAUUGAUACUCAAUGACAGUCUGAAUUUCAGUGAGGAGAGAGGAGAGUCUGUUGGUAUAGUUACCAAGGAGUGAUGGAGUGUAGACUAAGAAUCAGUGCACUGUGUCAGGCAUAUAGACAUUAUAUAUAGGUACCAGGUAGGGGAAAUAGCAAGUAUUUUAUCAAGGCUAUAAUUACAGUAUAAGAGGACAUUGGCCAGGGCUAUAACACUGAAUUUGUCUUCAUGAGUAACAAAUGGUUUCUAUUUGCAUUUUCUCCUUGAAACUGUUCUGUUAUAAUGUAAAUGUCCUUGAAUGUAUUUGCCCUAUGCUCCAAUAAUAAAGCACAUCUUUUAUAAUCGA